CUUCGUGUCAAUUCGUCCUCAAACUACAAGUAUCCCCAAAGUCGAAUCUUGGCUGCUCCGCGUCGAACCCCGACCGAUGAACCGAGGCCAGCCGUGGCACCCACAAUAACGAUAUGGGUACGGAUUUCGCCGAUACCAGCUCCCACUCUUCGUCCGACGACGACGACGACCCCGAGGCCGCCCUAAACCCCCACGGGGACGAGAACGAUACCGUGGCGCCUCUCUUUCGUCUCCGGCGGUUGCCUCCCCAGGGCGGGGAAGAUGGCAAUGCCGUGUUGCUGCCCGGGGAGGGCACCGUCAUGUCGGUCUACAUGAUGAUGCACAGGAUCCGGCGACUGGUCAUCGCAGCUAUCGACGACACCUACACCCUGGAGGAGCUUCGAGCGCCCCAUAUGGACCACCAAAUCGUACGGCCACUCGUCGACCGGUUAUACAAUCCCGAGGACCCCGCCAUCGUUUACUGUCUUGUCGCCAACAGAGUUCAGUUCCUCCGUCCUCGCUCCGAUGAGGCCCUCUAUCAGGGCGUACACGAGUCGCGUGCCAUACUCUGCGAGCUUCUCGCAACUCGCAUCUUGCGCCGUUUCCACGAAGACCACCCGGGGCGCUCGGGUCUGCUGCUCAUCGCCAAUAUUCUAGUUUCCGGCUUCGACCCUUGCGACACAGCACCCGAAACUGUGCGAUCUCGCCGUCCACAAUGGGCUAUUCAGGAACGGGGCGGCCACGAGCGGAAGCUGACGGCCCUCGAACUUGCCAUCAUCUCCGAGAGCAAGUUCCUCAUCAAGUCGCCCGCUUGCCAGCUCGUUGUGGACGCUGUGUAUAAGGGGGUCGUGGUGUAUACGCCCUUGUCUUUCGUCGACUUCCUCCCAGACCACUACAAGUACCACCCCGUCUCGCUGUACGAACCCCGCCGAGCCGCCAUCCUCAACCACCACCGCCUCAUUGUCCCUCAGCUGAGGAACGUGAUAGAGCUGAUGCACUUUGGGGUCCUCCUAAUCCUCUACAUGCUGACCGUCGCGCACUACGGGUUCGGAAGCGACAUGGCCGGCGUCCGUAUUUACGAGACUGUCUUCAACGUUUUCGCAGCGGGGUGGGUACUGGAGCAGUUUGCGGCCGUUGUUGAACAUGGUUGGGAGGUCCAUGCCCAGAACCUGUGGUCGUUCCUCGACCUCACCUUUGUCGCCAUCUAUGGCACCUACGGCCUGGUACGCGCCGUUGAGCUGUUGGUUUCCGACGACGCCUACUACGCCCUCCCAGUACUGUGCACCGCCGCCCCUGUCUUGCUGACGCGGAUCGCCUUCGCCUUGAUGCCCGAUAACAUCGUCUUCAUCGCUCUUCACGCUAUGAUGCGUGACUUUACCCGCCUCACAUUUAUUGCCAUCUGGUGUUUUGCCGGUUUUGUCGUGGGAUUGCUGUUCCUCGCCAGGACCAGCGGUGAAGGAUCGCUCAACACCGGUGUGACAUGGGCCACCAUCACCAAAUGGCUGCUAUGGAUCUGGUUCGGGCUUGACGGCACAGGGAUCGAGCGCGCAGCCGACUUCCACCUAAUCCUCGGUCCGACCUUGAUCAUCACAUUUGCCUUCCUCGGCAACACCCUAUUCCUCACCAUCCUCGUUGCCAUUUUGACCAACACCUUCUCCAAGAUCAUCUCCAACGAAGCAGCCGAGGUCCAGUUCCGUCGCGCCGUACUUACCUUCCAGGGCGUCAAGAGCGAUGCCAUCUUCUCGUAUCCGCCACCCUUCAACAUAGCCGCCAUGCUGAUUCUGCUGCCCAUCAAGUUCCUGGUCGGGCCCCUCGCCUUCCAUAACAUUAACGUCGCUGCCAUUCGAGCCGUCAACGCUCCGGUUUUACUACUCAUUGGGUUGUGGGAGCGACGGAGCGUGUGGGCCCGACGGUCCAAGUCGUCCAGAUUCAGAUCCUGGAGGUACUUUCCUGGUCUGUCUCCGCACGGCGACAUCCAGGUCGUGUUUGGCUCAGAACCCCCGCCCGACGUUGUCGACGCGCUGGAAAAGAUGGAUGCUCUGCAUGAGGUCGGGGCUGCUGCCGACCGUGCGGCCACCAUGCACUCGCCAAAGGACGUACGCGGUCCCGCCUCGGCUGUACGGAGGCGAAGAACAUCCAAUAGCAGCAGUAUUAGACGGCUUGACACAUGAGGAUAGAAGGCUUGAUUCCUCUAC
This is a messenger RNA of Chaetomium fimeti, 2174 nucleotides long. RefSeq lists its product as uncharacterized. The coding region runs from base 114 to 2150 and encodes 678 amino acids. Lineage: Eukaryota; Fungi; Ascomycota; Sordariomycetes; Sordariales; Chaetomiaceae. The record is from RefSeq and is a predicted model, not a curated record. The transcript is spliced from 5 exons.